AUGUCAAACGAAAUCCUCGUAACCGGCGCCGCUGGCUUCGUCGGCCAGGCCCUCGUCUCCGCCCUCAUCCAAUCCGACCCCUCAACAACCCUGACAAUCACCGAUGUAGUCGUACCUCCCAUCCCCGCCGACGUGGCAGGGGAGGAUAGCAGCAAAAUCAAGUCCCUCAAAGCCGACCUCACCGACCCGGACGCGGUGAGCUCUCUCCUCUCGAAGCAGUUCUCCGCCGUCUACCUCCUGCACGGCCUCAUGUCCGGCGGCGCGGAAGCGAACCUCGACCUGGGCCUCAAAGUCAACCUCGACUCGGUCCGCGCCGUCCUCGACCACCUCCGGAAGAAUUACCCGGGCACCACGGUCGUCUUCACCAGCUCGUGCGCCGUGUACGGCCCGCGCCAGCCCGUCAUCGAGAGCGAGACGGUGCCCAAGCCGCGGACGUCGUACGGGACGGAGAAGCUCAUUGUCGAGCUGCUGGUGGAGGACUUUUCGCGACGGGGGCUCAUUGACGGGCGCAUCGUGCGCCUUCCGACGGUGACGGUGCGUCCUGGCGCGCCGUCUGCGGCGGCGUCGAGUUUCGCGUCGGGUAUCGUUCGCGAGUCUCUCAAGGGCAUCAAGAAUGUGUUGCCUGUGGGUCGUGAUCUCGAGGUUUGGGUCUGUAGCCCCGCUACGGUUGUGAAGAACCUGGUCAAGGUCAAGGACGUGCCAAAAGACAAGUUUGGAGAAUCGAGAAUCGUGAACCUCCCCGGCAUCACCGUCACAGUGCAGGAGAUUCUUGACGCGGUGGAAAAGGUUGGCGGUAAGGAGGCACUGGCCCUGAUCGAAGAAAAGAGAGACCCUGCCGUCUUGGCUAUUGUAGAGACGUGGGCGGCUCGAUUCGAUGUGAGCAGGGCGUAUAGCUUGGGCUUGGAACCUGACGGAACAAUUUUGGAAGCUGUGGAGGCAUUUGCAAAGACCCUGAAGGCAUGA
This is a messenger RNA of Colletotrichum orchidophilum, 963 nucleotides long. Its product is annotated as NAD dependent epimerase/dehydratase. Lineage: Eukaryota; Fungi; Ascomycota; Sordariomycetes; Glomerellales; Glomerellaceae. The coding region runs from base 1 to 963 and encodes 320 amino acids. The record is from RefSeq and is a predicted model, not a curated record. The transcript has a single exon.